Triticum aestivum (bread wheat) is the source of this 2503-nucleotide messenger RNA. Its product is annotated as protein EXPORTIN 1B-like. The transcript has 15 exons. Gene Ontology annotation, biological process: ribosomal large subunit export from nucleus; ribosomal small subunit export from nucleus; protein export from nucleus. Gene Ontology annotation, cellular component: cytoplasm; nucleus. Gene Ontology annotation, molecular function: nuclear export signal receptor activity. The record is from RefSeq and is a predicted model, not a curated record. Lineage: Eukaryota; Viridiplantae; Streptophyta; Magnoliopsida; Poales; Poaceae. The coding region runs from base 15 to 2384 and encodes 789 amino acids.
GCUGUGGAGAAUACAUGACUUGCUGCUUUACACCAGUGGUAGAAGAAGCUCCUAUGACAAAUUUUACAAGUGAAAAUGAACAUUUAAAUCUGGAGCUUUUAGUGAACCUACGUGCUUUGAUUGCACAUCAUAUGCCUAACAGGAUCAACACAUUCUUUCAACUGGUUGGUAAGCACAUUCUCAGUGAAUCUGAUAACACUAAGAGGGAAUGGUAUCUCGAUAAAUUGAUGGCAGAGCUCGAACAGCAUGAAAUCCACCUAUUUUACCAAUCGGCAUGUGAGAUGAUUCAAGCUGAAUCUGAUAAUGUGAAAUACCUCAAAAGAUUAAUGAGCCUUUCAAAUGAGAAACUGGCAGAAAUAAUUGCAGCGGAAGGCCAAAUCAUGGACAUAUGUAAGGAAGACAAUGCCUUAUCUGUUAUUAGCAUCUUGCAGAUGAAUGUUUGUGUUGCCAGUUCACUCGGCCCACAGUUUUUCCCACAAAUUUCACAUGUCUCCUCUGAUAUGUUGAAGCUGUAUAGCUUGUGCAGCGAACUGAUAUCAAAACAACUCGUAGAUGAGGGCUCUGAAGAUGGGCCACUUGCUUUGGAAUUACAAUGUUUAAGAUCUGUCAAGAUGGAGAUCUUGAAAUUAAUGGAAACUGUUGUGGUCAAGGCUGAAGAUUUACCACAGCUGCAAAAACAGUUUGUUCUUCCAUUAGUGGACUCUGUACUCUCUGAUUAUAACCGAGACACAAUAGAGCAUGAAGCUCUGUCCUUAUUUUCAACGAUUAUAAUCAAGUUCUCAAGUGAUAUGCUGGAGGGGGUAUCUCGAAUAUUUGAUGCUGUUUUCCAGGAUACUCCUGAGGUGCAGAUGCAGAUCAACAAAAAACCGGAGCACUGUUCUAAUCUCUUUUCCUUGCUUCAAGUGUUUGUUACACACUGUUUCCAAGUAUUGACAGAUAAUUCAUGUGAGCGAUUAAACCAUGUUAUGGAUUACAUUAUUUGGGCACUACAGCGGAGGGAGAUAAACAUUGUUGAGACUGUCCUGUGCCUGUUAUUGGAUGUACUACAGAACGUUCAGGCUUCAGGGUUCCAAAACCAAUUCUACAAAACAAAUCUCUUGAGAAUUGAGCAAACGAUACUCACUAUUCUUAUGGGCAUGCCCAACAAUUCUUGUUCUGAACGUCAUGUUUCUGUGCUACAACAUUUGUUUAAUGCGGUUGAUGUUCUGACUGAACCCCUUAUCUCAUCCACACAAUGCAACAUGAUGUUUGUUCAAGACUGUACUAUAAAAUUUCUCAGUUCAGCAUUUCCUGGCAUGACAGAUAAAAUGGCACAGAAAUUUGUUGAUGGACUUUUUAAUUCAAAAGGUGACGACGCGGGCUUUCUUAACCAUACAAGGCAAUUUCUAGCUCGCUCAAAGGAGACCUGCACGCAGGUCACACAGGAGCAGAAGUCUGUUGAUGGAUCUUUUAGUCCAAGAAAUGACCUUGCAGACCUUAGUUGCCUUGCAAGGGAUUCAGCGGAGCCCUCUGUGCAGGUUUCUGUCCCACUUGCGCAGACUGCCCCAUCAUGGGGCACCACUUCUAUAACUCAUUUUGGCACCCUUGAGGCUAACUUUUCUGGAGUAACUUUAAAAUGGAAGCCACUAGUAAUUGGGAAGCCACUAGUAAUUGGGACCGACGAGACUCAUGGGGGUGAUUGGACUGUAGUAACUUCAAAAAGGAAGGCACACAGAUUUAAGGUGUCUGACUCAUCAUCUAACACUGCCUUGGAAAGUCUAUCAUCCACAGCUUCUGCUUACAAGUUGUUUCCAUCUGCAGCGAAUGCUGGCACCUCCAGUGUGGUACCAUUCACUGAAUUUAUUAAAUUGCCUGGUAAUGCAAUAACCGCAAAACAUACAAUAUUUUCUGGUGCAAAUUCCAUGGAGGUUGAUGAAACAACAUUGAUAGGAAGAAGAGCAGUGACUUCUUAUUUGCAUAAAAUGACUGUAGAACAUGCACUGGGUAACAGUUGGAAUGGGACUCUCCAAAAGAAAGAUUUUGUGGUAGUCGAUGACUCAGAGUUUAUGAUAUGGAAACCAACCGUUGUGAGUUCUUCUCCAGAUGCAUUACUGAAGGACUAUGGGAAUUUUGCCAGCGAGUUCCUUCCCUUGUUUGGGGAAGCUGCUCUUUUCAAGGCUCUUGGCAACUCUCUGAGAAAAUUCAGGCCUCGACAUUUUACUCGGGAUUUGGCUAGAAAGUUUAGAUUUUUUACGAUGACACAUCUUUCAAUAAAAUCAGCAAUGAUCAGGUCGCAAUUUUGGACCGAGCUGGGAAGGGUCCAUAGGUUUCUAAGCAAAGAAGGAAGGAAUGCAUUAUCAACAGCUCUGAGGGGUUUCACGGUACAGGUGCCUGAUUGGAGAUAACUGGUAAAAAAGAAUCCGACCCUCCUUGAGGUUUACAUCUUAGGGAAGAGAAAGAGAAGAAGAAAGAGAAGAAGAAAGAGAAGAAGAAACAGAAGAAGAAAGAGAAAAAGAAGAAACAG